Messenger RNA from Nerophis lumbriciformis (worm pipefish), 1170 nucleotides. The record is from RefSeq and is a predicted model, not a curated record. NCBI's taxonomy places the organism in Eukaryota, Metazoa, Chordata, Actinopteri, Syngnathiformes, Syngnathidae.
AUGAUGCAAAGUGCGGCGGUCCUUCCCACAGAGAGUCCCGUUAAGAGUUUACCGGACAUCCUGGGAGUGCCACUGCAGCAAAUCCCUCAGUGUGCGGGUUGCAGUCAGCACAUAGUGGACAAGUUCAUCCUGAAGGUCCUGGACAGACACUGGCACUCCAAGUGUCUCAAGUGCGCCGACUGCCACUCGCCACUGGCUGACAAGUGCUUUUCCAGGGCCGGCAGCGUCUACUGCAAGGAGGAUUUCUUCAAGCGCUUCGGAACAAAAUGCGCGUCAUGCCAACAGGGGAUCCCUCCCACGCAGGUGGUGAGGAAGGCGCAGGACUUUGUGUAUCACCUGCACUGCUUUGCCUGCAUCAUGUGCAGCAGGCAGCUGGCCACCGGGGAUGAGUUCUACCUCAUGGAGGAUGGCAGGCUGGUGUGCAAGGUGGACUAUGAGACGGCCAAGCAGAACGAUGAUUCUGAGGCAGGGACCAAGCGACCGAGGACCACCAUCACGGCCAAGCAGUUGGAGACCCUCAAAAGUGCCUACAAGAAUUCCCCUAAGCCAGCACGACAUGUCAGAGAGCAACUUUCCUCCGAGACGGGCCUUGACAUGAGAGUCGUGCAGGUUUGGUUCCAGAACCGCCGAGCGAAGGAAAAGCGUUUAAAAAAAGAUGCGGGUCGCCAUCGCUGGACUCAGUUUUACAAAAGUGUUAAACGCAGCCGAGGAGGAUCCAAAGUGGAGAAAGAGAGCUCAGCGGAUGACGCGGGAAUAAGUGACAGCGAGUUGAGCUUUCGAGAUGACCAGGUUCUCUCUGACCUUGGCCAUGCCAACGGUUUGUAUGGUAGCGUUAGCGACAUGACGAGUGGCGCGGCGCUAAACGGCAGUUUUUCGGUGGACGCGGCUGCCCAAGCGUACCACGACAUCCGCGCCGGUAGCCCCUACGGCCUCCCGCAGUCGCCCUCCUCCAUCACCUCCCUCCCCGGCCACACCCCGCUCCUCAACAACCUGGCAUUCACCAUGGACGCUCUGGGGGUGCCGGGCGGGCCGGGCGGCGUGGGCCAGGCUCUGAGGGCUAUGGCGGGCGGGCCUACCUCAGAUCUCUCCACAGGCAGCAGCACGGGGUACCCUGACUUCCCCACCAGCCCUGCGUCCUGGCUGGACGAGAUGGACCAAUCCCAAUUCUGA